Molecule: messenger RNA, 2400 nt
Organism: Lodderomyces elongisporus
Lineage: Eukaryota; Fungi; Ascomycota; Pichiomycetes; Serinales; Debaryomycetaceae
Gene: TFB1
Product: TFIIH/NER complex subunit
Exons: 1
Coding region: 1-2400 (799 amino acids)
Biological process (GO): transcription by RNA polymerase II; nucleotide-excision repair; transcription by RNA polymerase I
Cellular component (GO): transcription factor TFIIH holo complex; transcription factor TFIIH core complex
Source: RefSeq, a predicted model, not a curated record
AUGGAAACAGUACGAGGCGCAUGUUCAAAAGACAAAGUUGGAGGGAUGGUGUUCAUUCGCGAAGACAUCACGCCCUCCAUGCUUGAAUGGAAAGCAGUAGACGAUGACAAGAACAAUAUCGCCAUCCCAUUAAACAAAUUAGUGGCACUUCAAGCCACGAAGGAAACUGUGCCAAAGAUGAUUUUACAGAUCAGUUACAAGUCCGAUGUCGAAAACGAGCCAGAUAAAAAGAUGAAACUACACUUUAAUAACCGACCUACAAUGAAUAAUAUCAAAGACGCUUUACAAACAAUUGUUGCACGAUCAAGAACACGUGUUGAAGGAUCACCAUCAACUCCAAUGUCAGACGCUGGUAUUGGAUCUCCUUCUACUUUGUCUUCCACUUUUCCAGGUGCUGCUGCCGUAGGAAAAACAGGAGGAACAGGGUUAAGUCAAUCACCAUCUGGUGGUGGUAGUCUUCAACCUGGAGUAUCUCCAUCAACACCAACUCCAGUACCUUCAUCUUCAUCGUCAUCGUCAUCGUCAUCGUCAUCAGCAACCGGCAACUUUUCACUUGCGCAAAACGCAUUAUCUGAUGCUAAUCUACUCAAAAAUUUUGAGUUACAGCAAAAGCUCUUACUAGAGGACAGAAACUUGCGAAACAUUUUUACCAAAUCAGUCAUGAGCUUUAAAUUAUCCCCGACAAUAUUCUGGUCGAGUCGAAUCAACCAAUUGCGCACAUUUGCAUUGACCAUAUCCCAGCAUAGAGGACCAUACAAUGUGCUAAGCACAAUCAAGCCUGUGGCUACAUCGGAUAAUCAAGUGAAUGUCAAUGUGACGCGUGACACCAUCAAUGAAAUUUUUGAAAUCUACCCAAUCAUCAAAAGAGCAUUUACCGACUUGGUGCCUAAAAGGUUUCUGGAAGGUGAAUUCUGGUCGCGCUUUUUCAAUUCGAAAUUGUUUAGACGAUUGCGUGGUGACAAGAUUGGUAUUAAUAGUGGACGUGGUGAUGUAGUGUUGGAUAAGUACUUGUACAUGGAUGAAAAAGCGACCCCGCUUAGUGAUGUCAACAAAGAAAGUCAAAAAGAAGCAGGCAAAGAGCAAGGCAAAGAAGGUAAAGGCAAAGAAGGUAAAGGCAAAGAAGGUAAAGGCAAAGAAGGUAAAGGCAAAGAGCAAAGCAAGGAAAGUAAUAAAGAGGAAACAUCAGCGGAUGCAACUACUGCCACAGCUUCUCAAGCAGAUGGUAAUUCACCUAAGCGACGGAAAGUUGAAGCUGAAAAUCCACUACUCAAUGAUAACAUAACAGACGACAAUAUUACUGUUAACAAGACUAUAGACUUGUUUGCAAAUGAGCAAGAUAAUUCACAAAAAUUGGGCAACCGUCCCGAUAUGACCAUGAGAUUUGAUGGUGAUCUACUGACAAUUAUGGGCAAUAGCAGCGGUGGUGGCCCCAACAGAUUUCAAGGAAACGGUAGGGAAAAUGAAAUGGUUAUAUUGAUGAGAAAUAUGAAUAAAUUAUCUUCGAAAAUGAUGAGCAUGAGUUCUGCUGAUACAUCAUCAUCAUCUUCUUCUUCUUCUUUGCCGCGGACAAAAGGCGAGACUACUGUUGAUGGAUUAUCAGCUCAAGAAGUAAAUGAAUAUGAAGAAGAGUUGAACUUGCAUGACUUGAACGUAGUUGAGGAGUCGCAUUAUAUAAAACUAAACAUCAACACAAGCGCAUCUCGGAGUCCAAGUGUUGGUCCCGGUGAAAAAGAUGCUGGUGCUGAAGAACAGCUUGACGACAAAGAAGCACAAAACUUUAUUUAUCAACAAUUUCAACAGGUGACGAAAGGCGGUGAUGAAAAAACCGAAAAAGAUGACAUAAAGACAUCAAACUAUUUUGAUUUGACAGAUACCUUCAAGGGAAAAACAGAAGACAUUGAGAAAACAUCUUUUGAGGUGUCUGCGCUUCUUCGACAAAAUUUUAAAACCUAUAAACUUCUCAACAAAGAUGAAACAUAUUUAAAAUCAUCAUAUGAGAAAGUGCCCGUUAAUUUAGUGCCCGACUCCUUAUACCAGGAGAUUAUUACAUAUAAUAUCACUAUUGUUGAGUUUUUGUCGCAUUUUUGGAAACUAUUUCUUCAAGGUAAAAACCCGCAGCAAUUGAAGAAGUUGUUCACCAGCUUGAAAAAUUGUGCAAACCUGUUGAGGGAGUUCAAAACUCGAGCAACGGCUCAAUUAGAGGCAAUUGAGAUUGUAGCAAAGAAUGAAAAGCUAAGGGAUAAGAUUUUAAAAGAUUUCAAUUCCUGUUUGGAACCAGUAGAGCUCAGUUUACAAACUGCAUUAACCAAGUACACUGCUGCUGCUGCUGCUGCUACUUCGGCUACUUCGGCUACUUCUGUUUCUUCUGUUGCACCUGUUCCCGCCACCGAAGGAGCCUAA